Molecule: messenger RNA, 2131 nt
Organism: Topomyia yanbarensis
Lineage: Eukaryota; Metazoa; Arthropoda; Insecta; Diptera; Culicidae
Product: coiled-coil domain-containing protein 149-like
Exons: 5
Coding region: 276-1865 (529 amino acids)
Source: RefSeq, a predicted model, not a curated record
GUCACAACAAAUGGCUAUAUGGUGAUGCACGCUAGCAGCAGCAUAAAACAUAGGGAGCAUAUAGCUAUCCCUGUUGUACGAUUCAAACCCCAUUCAAUCAGCGGUGCCUUUGCUGAAAUAGCAUCGAGGGAAAAAAUAAUCGAUUUUCUUUUCUAACCAGCAAACCUAAGCAGAUAUUGAACGAUGUUUUGAUUCUGCAUUUCGAGUCCAAAACAUUUUGUGUAAAUAUGUAUCAUAGUAGGAAGCACCUUGUUUGAAUAAACCGAGCGGUUCUAAUGAUAUCACACGAGGUGAAGUACUUUGCAGAUAGUGAGAAACGUUCUGAAAAACAGAUUCUCCAGCACUCAACGAUGGCACUAGGAACGGGCGAGUUUAACUUCAAAGAACAUAUGGAAAAGUACGAUCUGGAGAAUUCAGCCAUUCAUCGCAAGCUACAAAGCAAGGUCGAAGCCUUACAGAUUAUGAGGAGCGAGCUGGAGAAGUACCGCUCCGAACGGGACCAGUUCAAGCUAAUGGCCGAGACUCUUCAAAUGCGGUACGCUGCAAUGAAGAAUAGUUUAAACAGUCCCGAACUGCGGGCAGUAGCAUUCGGUCACAGUUCCGCCGUUAGCCUGAUCGUUAACCAAACUCGGGAAAAGAAUAUGUCCCUGAGUACCGAGGUAGAAGCAUUGAGGCAACGCGUUUUCGAACUGGAGGGUGACAUUAAGGCUCUCAGAACACAGAAUUCUGACCUGCAGGUUAGCUGUAACAUACUUAGAUCUACGGAGGAAUUGAAGCUGAAAAUGAAUGGUAAGGUAGUGUGGCAGGCUGAAAAAUCUAAACUAAUCAGUCAGAUGGAAAAACUGAAGAAAAAGAACGCUCAACUACAGUACGAUUUUCGUUCGUUGCUGGACGAAAAGGAGGACCUUGUCACGGAACGGGAUGCUUACAAGUGCAAAGCCCACCGACUGAACCACGAACUGGGCGUUGUGUUGAAAGGUGAUAAAUCACAGGCAACCAUUCUGGACGUUGAUGGACUGAUCUUGGAGAACAAGUAUCAGCAGGAGAAGAUUGCCAAUCUGGAAAAUGAGCUGGAGCUAGCUAAGCAAUCUGCUGCCAAGUACAAGAACAUGCUAGACACGAAGCGUAGAAAGGGAAUCAUCAAACUAGGCAGCAAUAACAACGAAACGAUAAUGUCUCACAGCCAAGUGAAAGCCCUCCUGGAACGUGGUACUGUAGAGGAACUCCCGCUAAAAGCAGCCACCAUAUCGGAGAUGAAAUCCCUUUGUCUGGCCCUGCUGGAUAACGUGAACGACAAAAGUCUAGCCUUGUCGCACCAGAAGAAGACCAACAAACUGUUAGCGGCAAAAAUUGCCGAACUAGAACAGCGAAUACACGCCCUUUCGGGUUCAAAUGGAACCACACUAUCCUGCCUGUCACCGUCGCAAAUUUUGCUUAACGGAUACACUUCCGCAACCGUGGACCAAGAUCUCGUCGAUGACAUAAAACAACUCAAGGCUUCGAGUCGAUCCGAAUGUAGCUACAGUGGUGGUGGACGCGAAGCCAGUGGACUGAGAGCUUAUGACAGGGAGGCCACUAGCUCUAAUACAUCUCAAGGCUUACCUACCGAGCUGCUUUCGUCUGAAUCGAAUAAAAGUCUGCCAAGUUGUUCGGAACUGGGUGACCGGGACUUUUCCAAUGGAUCGUCUUCCGAUUUCACAUCCAACGCAGAAGAAACCGAUGGCAUACAGCUGGAUCCCUACAUCCACGCAGACCGAAAGCUGUCGUUGGGAGGCUCCGAACUUCCCGAGCUAACACCCGAAAUUGCCGAGCUUGUACGACAUUUAUCCAAGAGUUGGACAGACGACGCCAGUUCUGCUAAUUAAAACCGGAAGUAACUAGUUAGCACUUUCAUUGUCUUGAGUAGCGCGAAUCCAUAUAUGCAGAGGUUCGAAGGUUUUUAGCGCCUCUUAUCAAGCGGAAAGGUGUGCUAGUUUACAUGUUCGGUUAGUGUCUCCAGUCUUUUGUACUAUUGUAGGAAUUAAUUUUGGACAAAAUAUUACCCAACCUUCCGAACAAAUAUACCUACGAUCAAUGAAGCUUUGUGUUGUAAUAAUGUUUUAAUAAAAAAAAAUACUAAAAUCAAAUUGUA